Messenger RNA from Neurospora tetraspora, 844 nucleotides. RefSeq lists its product as uncharacterized. Gene Ontology annotation, molecular function: nucleic acid binding; zinc ion binding. The record is from RefSeq and is a predicted model, not a curated record. Lineage: Eukaryota; Fungi; Ascomycota; Sordariomycetes; Sordariales; Sordariaceae. Bases 344 to 844 code for a protein of 166 amino acids. The transcript is spliced from 6 exons.
CGUCUUUGCGGGAGCUGGGCAUCUUUUCCAUCUGAGCGGAUGGUGAUUUGCGUCAGAGGUAUUAAUCUCGUAAAGUGCGGAACUUGAUGUAACGGAAGGAUACCUAUGCUUUUGCCUCAGAUAAUGGGGAGUCGACUGCUCCAACGACGUUGGUACUCGAGGACAAAGUGUUUUUGGGCAUGGUCAGUACAGUAGAAGGCUUAAACACUCUUGCUUUUUACACCCAGAAAACCACUUCAGGUACAUGUAUUCGGUGUUCUCCUUCUUUGUGUUCUUGUUGCCUUGAAGUGAAACUCGUCGGGUCAGCAGUCGGUGGCGUGGAAUCAAAAGCUCGCCUAGAACCAUGGGGGCCUCCUACAUGCAAGCCCUGCUUGCUCAGCUGCUCAAGGCCCUGUCCCUCGGCCAGUCCUCCGGCGCUGAGUGCUACAAGUGCGGCGAGGUCGGCCACAUUGCCCGCAACUGCUCCAAGGGCGGUGCGCCGCCAGGUCGUCCUCUCAAAAUCACAUCACCACUCACCUCAGAUACUCGUCUAAAGCAACGUGACAAGAGGCAGUCACGCGCUCCAUGGACGGCCAGGAGACGCAGAGUCGGUGUCGACAAGGCCUCUGACCGACCGCGCCGGCCAGGAGCACCUCUACACUCUCUUCUACCACCCUUCCGUGCGGGAACCGUGGCUCGUCAACCAGUAUAUCCCGGCUCCUUCCACGCCGACGCAGAGUUCGUGUCGACAAGGCCUCUGACCAACCGCGCCGGCCAGGAGUUCGACGGACGCAGAGUUCGCGUCGACAAGGCCUCUGACCGACAUUACUGGGAAUCUGGGGAUCGAGAAAACCGUACAGGAUAA